Molecule: messenger RNA, 1404 nt
Organism: Nerophis lumbriciformis (worm pipefish)
Lineage: Eukaryota; Metazoa; Chordata; Actinopteri; Syngnathiformes; Syngnathidae
Source: RefSeq, a predicted model, not a curated record
AUGGCUCCCAGGAAUGUUGCUGUUGUCCGAGGAAAGAAGAGGAUGCUUUCUAUGGAAACGAAGCUGGAGAUAAUAAAGAAGUAUGAGGAUGGCAUACGAUUGAGUGUUAUCGCGAGGAAGUACGGCCGAAAUACGUCUACGAUAAGCACUAUUGUGAAAAUGAAGGACGCCAUCAAAGCAGCAAGACCUUCUAAGGGCGUGACUAUCCUUUCAAGCAAGAGGAGUCAGUUUCAUGAUGAGAUGGAGAGACGUCUUCUAGUCUGGAUUAAGGAAAAGAAAAUCGCCGGUGACAAGAUCAUCGACACGGCAGUCUGCCUCAAGGCCAGCGCCAUUUUCGAUCAUCUCGUGCACGAUGCGGGCGAAGGGACAUCGUGGCAUGCACCCCCAAAAUUCAAGGCUUCACGUGGGUGGCUUGAAAAAUUCAAGAAACGGACUGGCAUCCAUCCGGCGGAAGUGCAGCCAGCCAGCUCACGGGAUAAAUCCACCAGUGGUACCCUCAUUGGUCAAUCUCACGCUGGGAGCAAAUCACAUGCCUUGCUUGAGUGCCCGUGGAUUAAAGAGGAAUCUGAGACUUACCCUACGUUUCGGAUUGGCUUCAUUGGCGCAGGAAACAUGGCUUUUGGCAUUGUGAAGGGCAUCUUGUCUGGGAAUGUUCUUCCUACAAAUGUCAAAGUGAGUGCACCAUCUCAGAGGAACCUUGGACGCUUUCAGGAGCUGAACAUUUCAACAACUCAUUCCAACACAGAUGUUGCCAGCAGUUCAGAUGUUAUCUUUGUAGCGGUCAAACCUCAUCUAGUUCCAACUAUUCUCAGUGAGAUCUCGCAGCACAUCACGGACAGACACAUAAUUGUGUCCGUCGCAGCAGGAGUUACUCUAGCAACAUUAGAGGAGCUCCUGCCACCUGGUUCACGUGUCAUCAGGUUGAUGCCAAAUCUACCAUGUGUGGUUCUUCAAGGUGCACUCUUAUUUGCACGGGGGACUCAUGCUAAACAAGAGCAUGGUGCCCUUUUACACUCCUUGUUGCAUUGCUGUGGUUUGGUGGAGGAAGGACCUGAGGCCUGGAUUGACAUCCAUACUGGACUAAGCGGGAGUGGAGUUGCUUUUGUAUACCUGUUUGCAGAGGCGCUGGCAGAAGGAGCAGUUAAAAUGGGCAUGCCCAGUGCUCUAGCCCACAGGAUUGCAUCGCAAACUGUUCUGGGUGCUGGUCAUUUAUUACGUGACUCGAAUAAGCAUCCAGCUCAGCUUCGUUCUGAGGUCUGCACCCCAGGUGGGACAACCAUCUAUGGACUUCACGCUCUGGAACAAGGAGGUGUGAGAGCAUCAACCAUGACUGCUGUGGAAUCUGCAACUGAGAGAGCAAGGGAGCUCGGCCGAAAGUCUGCAGCACUAGAAAGUAUGAAAUAG